This is a messenger RNA of Rotaria socialis, 879 nucleotides long. Lineage: Eukaryota; Metazoa; Rotifera; Eurotatoria; Philodinida; Philodinidae. The record is from the annotation of a GenBank genome assembly.
AUGGUUCAUACAAUAUUACAAAUUGUUGAUAGCAAUGGAAAAAAGAUAUACAGCUAUAAGACACAGCGUUUUACUGAAACAACAACGACGAAGGAUAUUGUGACUUUCAUCUUACAAAAGUCUAACAAGUUUAAGCCUCCAUUGCAUAUUGAAAUUCAGGAUCAACCGGAUGGCGAUUUUGUCACUUUGGAUGAUGAUUAUUUGGCAGAAUAUGAGCCAUUCAAUCCAAAUAAUGUUGACACGACUACGGGUCGAGUAACUAAUUUACCAGGAAAAACAGUAAAAUUGAAAAUUACCCUGCUGGAUUAUGAUUGUCUUUCAACUAUCAGCCAAGCAGUUGUAAAAACAACAGAAGGUUUAGUUAACUUCAAAGCUUUGGAGUUUUAUCAAAUAUUUCGCUUUUUAGUUUUGUCAACCAGUAUUCAACAAACAGAAGAGACGUACCAUGGUGAUCAAUCGUUGUCAACUUCAGAAGCAUCAGCUAUUCCUACUAUUGAAUUAUCUGAAGAUCCAAAAAUGGGUUUUGUUCCUGGUCAUAAUGUCAAUGAUAUACAAAGAGAUCAGUACAUAUCUGAUGCAAAGAAUGUGGCAACAGGAAAAAUAACCGGUAAACUUGCAAAAAGUCAAGCUAAAAGAGAAUUACAAGAGAAAUAUGCAUCUAAAUUGCCUAAAAUUAAAAUUUUGGAUCAUUACAUUUUAAAAGAAAUUGGUCACGAAUGGAAAUUAGUCGGUCUCUUAGUACUGGACGUUUGUAAAUCGGGACAACGUUCUCUAUACUCUCAUCCAGAACGAGCAUGUUUAGAGAAAGAUAAUUUAGAAAAAAUAGAUCAAUAUGAACUCAAUAUUGAACCUAGUGAUUUGGCAGUGGAAAAGGAGUAA